AGGAGGUGAUGGUGGGGAUGGAGGUGGAGGAGGUGAUGGUGGUGAUGGAGGUGAGGAGCUGAUGGAGGUGGAGGAGGUGAUGGAGGUGAUGGUGGUGAUGGUGGUGAUGGAGGUGAUGGAGGUGAUGGAGGUGAUGGUGGUGAUGGAGGUGAUGGAGGUGAUGGUGGUGAUGGAGGUGAUGGAGGUGAUGGAGGUGAGGAGCUGAUGGAGGUGAUGGAGGUGAUGGUGGUGAUGGAGGUGAUGGAGGUGAUGGAGGUGGAGGAGCUGAUGGAGGUGAGGAGCUGAUGGAGGUGAUGGAGGUGAUGGAGGUGAUGGAGGUGGAGGAGCUGAUGGAGGUGAGGAGCUGAUGGAGGUGAUGGAGGUGAUGGAGGUGAUGGUGGUGAUGGAGGUGAUGGAGGUGAUGGAGGUGGAGGAGCUGAUGGAGGUGAGGAGCUGAUGGAGGUGAUGGAGGUGAUGGAGGUGGAGGAGGUGGAGGAGGUGAUGGAGAUGAUGGAGGUGAUGGAGGUGGAGGAGGUGAUGGAGGUGAAGGAGGUGAUGAAGGUGGAGGAGGUGAUGGAGGUGAUGGAGGUGGAGGAGGUGAUGAAGGUGGAGGAGGUGAUGGAGGUGGAGGAGGUGGAGGAGAUGAUGGUGGUGAUGGAGGUGGAGGAGGUGAUGAAGGUGGAGGAGGUGGAGGAGGUGAUGGAGGUGAUGGAGGUGGAGGAGGUGGAGGAGGUGAUGGAGGUGAUAGAGGUGGAGGAGGUGGAGGAGGUGAUGGAGAUGAUGGAGGUGAUGGAGGUGAUGGAGGUGGAGGAGGUGAUGGAGGUGAAGGAGGUGAUGAAGGUGGAGGAGGUGGAGGAGAUGAUGGAGGUGAUGGAGGUGGAGGAGGUGAUGGAGGUGAUGGAGGUGAAGGAGGUGAUGAAGGUGGAGGAGGUGAUGGAGGUGAUGGAGGUGGAGGAGGUGAUGGAGGUGAUGGAGGUGGAGGAGGUGAUGGAGAUGAUGGAGGUGGAGGAGGUGAGCUCAGGUCAAGAGGAGAACGUCCGGUCGGUUAAAUGUCGACUUUUUACUCUCAAACCUUCACCUCUGAACUGUUUUAAGUCGUAUUUAAGUCAGCUUAAAUAAUAAACCUCCACAUGAUCCUAAAGUGAAACUGAAAGUAAAAUUAAAUAAAAUGAAUUUAAAGUAGACUAUAAAAUUAAAUUUAAAAAAUCCAAAAAAUAAAAGAAAAUGAAGAAAUAAAAUAAUAUGAAAAUAAAAGAAAAAUUAAAACAAAAUGAAAAUAAAAUAAGUAAAUAAAAUUAAAUAAAAUAAAAGAAAAUAAAUGUGAAAUCAAAUAAAAAUCAAGUGAAAUAAGAUAAAAUAAGAUCAAAUAAAUGCAAAAUAAAAUAAAAAUGAAGUGAAAUCAAAUAAAAAUAAGAUUAAAUUAAAAUAAAGCAAAAUAAAUAUGAAAUAAGACCAAAAGAUAAUCAAGUAAAAUAAGAUAAAAUAAAAACAGGUGAGAAAGUGAAAUAAAUAAAAAAAUAAGUGAAAUAAAAUAAAAUGAUGGCAAAAUAAAAAUAAAGUGAAGUGAAAUUGUCACGAACUAGGGAGGGCUGGGCCCGAGCAGAGAGCCACACUACCAAGACCAGAGGAGAUUUAGAAUGAUUUAUUGCAAGAGUGGGGAGUGGCUGGUGAAGUGGGGGGUUUUGGCCAGGAACAGGGGGUCCAGGCAGGAGCAGAAAGGGUCCAGGCAGGAGCAGGGGUCUUGGCAGGAAUGGGGGUCCAGGCAGGAACGGGGGAUCCAGGCAGGAGAAAAACCGGUGAUGACUUGGGUUGGGGAGAGCCGGAGGGGAAGGAGGACAGCUGAAUCUGGCAGAGGCAGAAGGAAAAAACAAAGUAAAAACAAGGCAGGAACUCAAAACGGAUCUAGUGAGAGGCUAGAGAGCAAAACUGAACUGCAUGGUUCUUGUUUAACAAUCUGGCAGGGAGCGGAAGGAUGAGCUGGUACUUAUUGCAGAUGUGUGUAAUCAGGGAGAUGAUAGUCAGCUGUCCGGGAGCCGUGGAGGUGGUUGAUUGCCUGAGUGGAGUCAGCUGAGAAGCUAGACUCCACUCAGGCACCGAGCUGCAGAGGGAGAUACAGGGCAGAGGAGCGGAUGGGAGACAGGCAAGACAGACAGGGCAGAGGAGAAGGGAGCUGUGACAGAAAUUAAAUAAAAAAUAAUGUGAAAUGAGAUAUUUUAAAAAUAUAGAAAAAUAAUAUAGUAAAAAUGAACAGAAUACAAAAGAGUGGCAUUAUCUUUAUUAUUUUUUGAAGAGUAUACAGAUUUGUGCAAAUGCAAACCCGUUUUUGUUUCCAUUUUCCAAACAGUAAAAUCUUGGUUUAUUAAUCCUCUCCUCAUUGAUUCAUGUUGUUUUUUUUGAGAUGUUUUCCUUUAACUUGAGCUGAAAAAGCAGAAAAAGCUCCGAUUCUUCCUUUAAACUGAACGAUGCUCCUUCACUUCCUGGUUUUGCUCUGAGCUCGGCUGCUCUCUGAAUCUGAACGUGAAGCCUCAGACGUCGAGGCGUCGUCGAGGCGUCGUCGAGGCGUCGAG
Molecule: messenger RNA, 2546 nt
Organism: Acanthochromis polyacanthus (spiny chromis)
Lineage: Eukaryota; Metazoa; Chordata; Actinopteri; Pomacentridae
Product: protein ELYS homolog
Exons: 5
Coding region: 436-1098 (220 amino acids)
Source: RefSeq, a predicted model, not a curated record